AUGGCCACCGGUGACACCGUUUUGCCUUUGGCAGUGUCGAGCCCUCCUCCACACCUGCUGGACAACAGCCCCAGCAACCUCUCGAGUCCUUUGAGCGAGGUCGAGGACAAGUACGGCGAUCAUGACGAGCCGGAUCUUGAAAUGAAAGAUGACGAAAGCAAUGCACAGAGCACACCCAAAAGAAACGGAGCUCAUGGCGUACCGGAAUCCGAUCUCGCUUCAGAGCCAGACGAGGACAGCAAACUGUCCGAGGUGGACGUCAAUGACUCCGAAGCAGAAACCGAAAGAUUAUUCGAUACACCUCCCAAGAACGGCGCGACACGCGACAUUGUGAACGCCGCCGAUGGUGCGGGAACCCGACGAUUCACCGAUCGGCGCGAGCGGGUCUUUGAGCGAAGCCCCAGCAAGCUCCAACAGCAGCUCCAAGCCGACAUAGACGCUGAAGAUACUCCCACCGCGAACAAUAGUUCCGAGGAUGAGGAGGCAGCAGAUGACGGCGACGUGUCAAUGGCAUCGAGUGAUCGCGAGGACGAGCCCACAAAGAGACCAUCACGACAGCUGCCACCACGGUCGCCUACACAAGCCAAAAAGAACCAAAUAAUCACAUUUACCAAACAACCGGUAUCACAAGCCAACAGCGAUGAUUCGAGCGAGUCUAAGAAACGAAAGCGAUCCUCGGUUGUCGAGCUACCAGAAGCCGAGCAGCCUCCCAAGAAGCGAGCUGCCUCGAUUGACCCCGCCGACCGCGAGUUCUCCGCCGGUGACGUCCCGAUGGUUGACGAUGAUGUGCUAUCGACGGCUCCGCAAAGCGGGGAACAUACCGCCGAGGAGGAUAACAUUGAGGAACCGGUCGUCCCCGAGGAGGUCAAAAACACACCCGUGGAGUCUGUUGAAGAGGCCGUUGCGACGUCAACUAGAGGCAAAAAAGGGAAACGCAGUCCCGUGAAACGACGAAAGAGCAAAAGUCCUGAAGCUGGCACACCUUUGGAAGCUCCAGAUGAGCCACCCGAAGAUGCCGACGUUCCCAGUGGUGUGCCGACGCCUCAGCCAGAGGAUCGCACGGCCGACGAAAUCGACGAAGAGGCCGAGGCAGCACACAGAAACGAAGAAGAGUUGGAGCGCAAAAAGGCAGCCUGGGAAGAGCUUGCCGCCAUUGAGAAGCAAUUCUCCAACUUUCGAGAGCGUCUAUACCAGGAACGCUUAGACCAGCUUAACCGCGAGGAAGAGAUGCUGCUGAGUGACACUCCUACACAUCACGAACUCCUCGCAAUGCUACAAUGUCUCGAAGAGCGCCGAGCGGAAACAAUACGGAAGAGCAACCUCGAAUUGCAGUUCAAAAUGUCUGUACUCAACCAUCGAGCGGUCGCAGAGCGGGCACAAAUCAUGUCGCAGUUCUAUCAGUCUGUGCGGGCCGAAAGAGAAAAGACAAUUGAGGGUCUUGGCCAAGACUGGUACGACAUUCAACAAGAAAGAAGACGGUUGACAAGUGUCAUUCCGGAAUACGGCCUGGGGUUCCCAGCAACAAAGGCCCAGGCCGUCAGACAAGCCGUGUCUUACACAAGAGAGGUGUCGAUACUUUCUGGGUUUGCGAAACAUGUCGGCUUUCCAGCUGCGCCCACGAUAUCAGGGGUUACAGAAGAACAGCUGGAGGACGAUCUGGAAGCUAUUGCAAGCGCUCGUGAGCCGGUACCUAGACCGAUCGCCAUCCCUCCUCCGACAUUCCCUCAGGACCUGACGGCAGGAUUUGGGCCUUCGCUUGGCCUUGCAGGAGAGCAGUUUAUUGAGCAAACACCUUGGCUCAACCCUCGGCACCCAGCACAUCGACAACAGCAACCGCACCGACGAGAACAAAACCUACAGCACGUUUUUGCACCCGGGCCAGUGCAAGGAUCAACACCCAAAAGCCACUCGCAACAGCCCGGUGGUCUCUUUUCUUCUAGUACCUCGAUGAUACCGAACGGUGACUCGCCAGUACAGCUGCACAAAAACCACUCAGCAAGCACUGUCGAAGCCAUCAAAAGGACAAAACUCGGCCCUGAGCCAUUCCGGCGCGACCCAGCGAUACAGGCGUCCUAA
Molecule: messenger RNA, 2076 nt
Organism: Podospora anserina S mat+
Lineage: Eukaryota; Fungi; Ascomycota; Sordariomycetes; Sordariales; Podosporaceae
Exons: 4
Coding region: 1-2076 (691 amino acids)
Biological process (GO): negative regulation of transcription by RNA polymerase II
Cellular component (GO): Sin3-type complex
Molecular function (GO): histone deacetylase binding
Source: RefSeq, a predicted model, not a curated record